Molecule: messenger RNA, 246 nt
Organism: Staurois parvus
Lineage: Eukaryota; Metazoa; Chordata; Amphibia; Anura; Ranidae
Source: the annotation of a GenBank genome assembly
UCUAAUGUCGAUGCUAUUGAUUGGCGAUUGCAUCCACGGGAGAGCCAACAAACUCACUGACACCUCUGAGUGCUCAUCCCCAGGGGCGGACUGACAACUCUUGGGUCCCCCAGGCAAUAGGGGAUCAUGGGGCCCCUGUGUCCUUGCCCAAACUCAAAAAAGCCUAUUAAAAAGGUACCAGGGGCAUCUCAUGGGGCCCCCUACUGCCCCUGGGCCCUUGGGUAGUGCUCGAGUUUCCAAAUGGUC